AUGUUCCUUCCUUUCCCAGUGUCAGGGGUGACAUGCUGUCAAGCACUGUGCUACAUUUGGGACUGUGCUACAUCUGGGACUGUGCUACAUUUGGGACUGUGCUACAUCUGGGACUGUGCUACAUUUGGGACUGUGCUACAUUUGGGACUGUGCUACAUCUGGGACUGUGCUACAUCUGGGACUGUGCUACAUUUGGGACUCAGCUACAUUUGGGACUGUGCUACAUCUGGGACUGUGCUAAAUUUGGGACUGUGCUACAUUUGGGACUGUGCUACAUUUGGGACUGUGCUACAUCUGGGACUGUGCUACAUCUGGGACUGUGCUACAUUUGGGACUGUGCUACAUCUGGGACUGUGCUACAUCUGGGACUGUGCUACAUUUGGGACUGUGCUACAUUUGGGACUGUGCUACAUUUGGGACUGUGCUACAUUUGGGACUGUGCUACAUUUGGGACUGUGCUACAUUUGGGACUGUGCUAGAUCUGGGACUGUGCUACAUCUGGGACUGUGCUACAUCUGGGACUGUGCUACAUCUGGGACUGUGCUACAUCUGGGACUGUGCUACAUCUGGGACUGUGCUACAUUUGGGACUGUGCUACGUCUGGGACUGUGCUACAUUUGGGACUGUGCUACAUUUGGGACUGUGCUACAUUUGGGACUGUGCUACAUCUGGGACUGUGCUACAUCUGGGACUGUGCUACAUCUGGGACUGUGCUACAACUGGGACUGUGCUACAUUUGGGACUGUGCUACAUCUGGGACUGUGCUACAUCUGGGACUGUGCUACAUUUGGGACUGUGCUACAUUUGGGACUGUGCUACAUUUGGGACUGUGCUACAUCUGGGACUGUGCUACAUUUGGGACUGUGCUACAUCUGGGACUGUGCUACAUCUGGGACUGUGCUACAUUUGGGACUGUGCUACAUUUGGGACUGUGCUACAUCUGGGACUGUGCUACAUCUGGGACUGUGCUACAUCUGGGACUAUACAAAGGGCUUGGGUGAACAUAAACCUAAUUUAGAAGGAAGAUGUCAAGAAGUGAAAUGA
This is a messenger RNA of Haliotis rufescens (red abalone), 1044 nucleotides long. RefSeq lists its product as uncharacterized. NCBI's taxonomy places the organism in Eukaryota, Metazoa, Mollusca, Gastropoda, Lepetellida, Haliotidae. The record is from RefSeq and is a predicted model, not a curated record. Bases 1 to 1044 code for a protein of 347 amino acids. The transcript is spliced from 3 exons.